UUGUUUCUUCUGCUGUAUAUAUAGGAAUGGGCUCUGGAUUAAAGAACAAGGGGUUGGAACUGGAAUAUGUUCUUGUUCCCAUCAAGUUACACCGGCGGAUCACAUUUGGGUCCGAUAUCGUCUGCCAGACAAACAGGUCAAACUCCAACAAACCCCAUACUUGAUUAUUUCGCAAACUCCGCUCACUUAGCAUCUCAAAAUUGGAGCUGCUCCUCCUGUAUAACUUGUCACCCAUGGCCCUUUUCAAGUGACUUUUCGGGAUUACUAAUGAAGAGAUCUACAUUCCAAAUAGGGUGCUCGUGGGGCCGAUUCAAACCAGCGCUCACAUCUCGAGCUUACUCUUCCUUAUCCGAACGUUUACAUCAUGAAUUGACAUCACGACGAAUUCCCUUGUUUUUCGAUUAUCUGCAUACACAACAGUCGCAUCUCCUGAAUCUGACAUUGGGCGGCCUCUUCCCUGGGCAUCAACCGCAGACAAUUCUACCUUCAAUCACGCGCCAUUUUCACCUCCCUGCAGGCCAUCAUCUGGUCUACUUCCCACCCCAAGUCACACUCUCGCAGCUCUUACCCGACGGAACUGAUACCCUACAUAGCCCUGGAGAACCCUUUAACAGACGUUUGUGGGCUGGGGGUAGCAUCAGAUUCUCAGCUACAAAUAGCCUACCUCUCGAUGGCAGUCGAGCAGUGUGUAUUGAAGGAAUUCGAGAUGUCAUAGUGAAAGGACAACCCGGGGAGGAGAAAAUAAUCGUCAAAAUAGGGAGGCACAUCGGCCCUGUACAGGAAGGAGAAGACGAGAGUAGCAUUAGGAAAAGAAUAUGGAGUGAAACCGAUCAUGAAUGCUCCUCUGGACAUAUAUCAAUCAUCGAAAAUCGAGAUUUGGUAUUUAUGCGGGAUAAGACUGCAAAACAACUUGCUGAUGACAAGGCAAAGUUCUCCCAGGCCGCGAAAACAAUUAAGCCUCCCUCGGAUCCUGAGUUUCGUAAUGCAAUUCUACCUUCAAAGUCCCUAUUGUUUCGCUUCUCGGCCCUCACGUUCAACGCGCACUUGAUCCAUCUCGACCAGAACUAUACACAAAACGUCGAAGGUUAUAGGAACCUUCUCGUACACGGACCGUUGACGUUGACGCUGCUCCUCACAGCUCUUCGAGCACAUCUAGAAGGGAAAGGGUUAACCAUCAGAGAGAUUGAGUAUAGAAAUCUAGCCCCUCUUUUCGUAGAAGAGGACUUAGCGGUCUGCGGCAAACCCAAACCAAGCAAGGGAAAUACAAUUUCAUGGGACGUAUGGAUCGAAGACAAAAAUGGCGGGUUGUCCGUUAGAGGCACCGUUAAAACCGAUAGGUCUACACCUCAUAGAUGACCCCCCCGGUUUCGAAAUACAAUAGAGAUGUUGCAAUGUCGCCAUCCAUAUCGCUUCUCCCAUCGUCUAACCAUUGCAUACAUACGAAGGGCUAUCUUUCCAGAUUGAAAAGUUAGCCAGGCAUUUAUGCAUCUGUCCUAUGGCAAAUUCAGCAAGCUCCAACACGAUUCAGGAAUAUGCCAUAACUACUAUAUACCUAUCUCGUUUCAUUAGGCAGCUAUCUACCUAGGUAGUCAAUAUUUGGUUCUUCCAGUACUUAUCAACCAAUUAUUGCAUGGGUAGUGGGCGAGUACCUAGUGUAUAAAAAGAAUAAUUAUUGCAUGGCUUGUGGAGCCGCAAAGCUAUGUCGGAAAAAUGAUAUACCGAACAAGGCUAGACAAAAC
Aspergillus ochraceoroseus IBT 24754 is the source of this 1739-nucleotide messenger RNA. RefSeq lists its product as uncharacterized. Gene Ontology annotation, molecular function: (3R)-hydroxyacyl-[acyl-carrier-protein] dehydratase activity. The coding region runs from base 67 to 1356 and encodes 429 amino acids. Lineage: Eukaryota; Fungi; Ascomycota; Eurotiomycetes; Eurotiales; Aspergillaceae. The record is from RefSeq and is a predicted model, not a curated record. Gene Ontology annotation, cellular component: mitochondrion. The transcript has 2 exons.